GUUUGGAGAAAGGCGGCCACAAGCGCUUUUCUGCGGGGUGCGCGGUCCUUUUCUGUCACUGCUGGCGCCGCCAUUUUGGUGACAUCGUAAGUAUUCCUCCAUAGCCUUUUUCAUUCCCUCCGAGACCGCUGUCCUGCAGCGAGAGCGCUAAGGAACUUGCAGGAUGAUGCCCUCAUAGACAUGAGUAGAACAGUACAACUUUCUGACUUUUGAGCUUCUCAUUUAGACAUGGCCGCUACUGUUUUUGGUUUGAUGCAGGCAACAGAUUUAUCUGCUUCCUUUCAGACUUUUGGAGAACCUAAAUUGCCCUUACAUUGCAACCCCAAUCCGUCUUCUAUUGCAUUUCUUUCAGGAAGGGGCGCUACGGGUUCAUGCCUUGCUGCAAAAGCGAGAUCACACAGAAGUGAGCAUGCGGUGAAGUCUCGCUGCGACCAAGAAAGCCGGCAGCAAUCUUCAUUGUGGGGAGGGCACCUCGGCGAUAACUCAAACACAAAGCUUUCCCAAUUGAGCAAGCGGAACUAUCGUUCCAGCAGUCGACCUGUGCAUGGUGGAGAGGUCUGGAACACAACUAGCAUGGCAUCACAAUCUGGUCCCCAGAAGAGAGGCCCCAAAACGGCAGUGCCAGCUUUCAGCAACAGCAGCAUCUCCGGAGCGCCACCUUCCGGGCCCAAACCCGCAGCCCUUCAAGCGACUCAGGCCUCCACACUUUCGGUGUCAGACACCGGAGCAAAUGAAAGCCUAACUUCUCAAGGGGGUGACUUGACACCGGACGGGUGGCCCAGGCUCACAGCCAUUGUGGCUGGGGCGGGGCCUGCGGGGGCGCUUGCGGCUCUUCUUCUUGCGCGCCAGGGAUUUAAGGUUGAGGUGUUUGAGAGACAGGACUGGGAUGAGAGCGCUAACGAUUGGCUGAAGAAGCACGGCGGGUGGAAUGUGGCGCUGACGGGACGCGCGUGGGCGGCCCUGGAGAGCGUAGGCCUGACGAAAGAGGUGGAGGGCCGGGGCAUGCGGAUCAAGUACAUGACAACGCUGCAGGGUCAUGGGAAGGAGUCGGUGCUUAUGGCCCGCAAAGUCAACUUCAAGCACUUCUCCGUCUCCGUCCCGGACCUAUCUGCCGUCCUCGUUCGCGCGGGCAUGGAACGGUACCCGGGCCAGAUCAUGUAUAACUUCGGGUGUGCGCUGACGUCCGCUGACUUGGAUAAAGCGUCGGCAACUUUCACGAGAAGGGGACAUUCGGGGGGGGAGAAUGGCAACGCUUCUGGAGGUGACGUCACUGUGUCUGGGGACAUGUUGGUCGGGGCAGACGGACUGAGCUCGGUGAUGCGGGCUCAGAUGGAGAAGCAAGUGCCCGGGUUUUCGGUCUCGAUGGACUGUCGUGGAACGGGGAAGGCGGUCAGCGUUGCGGUCCCCCCCGAAAUGAUGGCCCCCCUUUCCGACGACGUCAUCAACCCUUUGCACGGCCCCCGCUUCCAGUUCGACCCCAAGAGCUUCACGGUCUGGGUGCGGCCCCCCAUGAGACUAGGCAUCAUGCCCAACUCGCGAACUAGAGUGGGCUGCUCCUUUACCGGCAUCGGAAUGGACGGCCAGGAUGCGGCCGGGGUUGCUGCGCAGAUCCGGGAAUUCUUCCCUGAGGUAGCGGAGCUCUUCCCUCCCGACAGCGAAUACUGCCGCCAGCUGGCGACCGCUAAGGAGCUACGGCACUGCACCGUCGACUCCACGCAGUUCCACUACAAGCAAACGGUCUUAUUGGGCGAUGCCGCCCAUGCGUGCUUCAACUACAUCGGGCAGGGCACUAACUUGGCCAUGGAGGACGGGCUUGUUCUGGAGGAGAUCCUGCAAAAGGAAAUUGAGGCUGCAAAACGGCGCGCGGACGGCCAGCAAGACCACGGCGCGCGGCGGGCUUUGCUAGUACAAACCGUGGCUUCCGCUUUGGAGCGCUUCAACAAGGAGCGGAAAAAGGAGACGGACGCCGCCGCCAAGAUGUCGGAGGAUAUUCCCAAGCAGCCCAUCAAGCUCGUGCUCGCGCAGAACAAGUUCUACGAGUCCUUCGGCCGCUUCAUCCCCGGCUUCGUCACGUGGCAGGACGCGCUCAACAGCACCCUGCGGCCGCCGUCCCAGAUCGCGGCCAUGCGCGCGCGCCAGAUGCGCAAUUACCGCGCCAUCCGCCACGCGCCGACGGUCCUUGCCGUCUCGGCUGCGGUGGCGGUGCUCGCGGCCGCGGCCGCGCGGCUCUCUCAGUAGUCUGCGGAAUCGGCUUUACUUUUAAGCCAGCGGAACAGUGUUGAGGUUUGUCGAGUUGACACGAAAAGGAACUGUGUUGAGUUGCAUCGAUGUUGAGAAAGGCACGUUUUCCGCGCGGUUUCCCAUCAUGCUGAGUUUAGUGCAUACAGCAGUGUACAUAUAGCGAUCAAUCGGGGACUUCUGUUCCGAGUUUUGGGUAGACGCGGUCCCUGCAAGUUUAGCGCAAAGGACAUCAUACUCAUUAUUUGACAAGUUGGGCCAUACGGAUACAUUUCAGACAACCUGCCACACGCAACGAGUCCCGUACAUAAAGCACGCGUAGAUUGAAAAACCUACCGGCGGCCCCCGUGCAGUAGCGUCGCUCAUUCGAUUCAAGCGGUGCACUGACAUGAUAUAAAUGUGGUCUCCUAGCCAGGAUAAGAUCGAAGCUGAUUGGGUAAUUGACCAUUCACGCAAGGGCGAGCGGAGCGUAAUUCAUGCAUUGCUCAAG
Messenger RNA from Klebsormidium nitens, 2728 nucleotides. Lineage: Eukaryota; Viridiplantae; Streptophyta; Klebsormidiophyceae; Klebsormidiales; Klebsormidiaceae. The record is from the annotation of a GenBank genome assembly.